Oryzias melastigma (Indian medaka) is the source of this 3673-nucleotide messenger RNA. It is a transcript of the gene slc4a8, whose product is annotated as solute carrier family 4 member 8. Gene Ontology annotation, biological process: transmembrane transport; bicarbonate transport; monoatomic anion transport. The record is from RefSeq and is a predicted model, not a curated record. The coding region runs from base 222 to 3503 and encodes 1093 amino acids. The transcript is spliced from 25 exons. NCBI's taxonomy places the organism in Eukaryota, Metazoa, Chordata, Actinopteri, Beloniformes, Adrianichthyidae. Gene Ontology annotation, cellular component: plasma membrane. Gene Ontology annotation, molecular function: sodium:bicarbonate symporter activity; monoatomic anion transmembrane transporter activity; solute:inorganic anion antiporter activity.
AGGGGAGGGGCGGGGCUGAGCGAGAGGCGCGGCUCGUUACCGGAGGCGCGCGCCACAUCAGUCUGGCCGCAUCACAGACAUGCCGGCUGCCCGCUGAUCUGCAGCAGGUGCGCGUGCGGCUGCGUCGUGACCGUUCUGCCCCACAGACAGGCUGACAGCGGCGGGAAGAGACGCUGACGGUGUCACCUUUACACCCCGGGAAAGCAGGUUCACCCAGAGCCAUGACCGCCAACGACCCCCAGAGUAUUCUCUGUUAUCAGAGACCGGACGAGGAGGUGGUCGUAGAUCAGGGUGGAAUCAGCUCAGUGAUGAACAUUCAUUAUGAGAAGGAGGAGCUAGAAGGUCACAGGACUCUGUACGUGGGGGUCCGGAUGCCGAGGCAGAGCCAUCGUCACCACAAGCCGCACGGAUCCCGCCACCGCAAGAGGGAGCGGCGGGCAGGAAGCAACGCCACGCAGCAGAGCGAGGACAGCGAGGCGAGCUUCCCCAUUCACGACACGCCUUCCCAGCGGGUCCAGUUCAUUCUGGGCACAGAGGAGGACGCCGAGCACGUGUCCCACGAGCUCUUCACCGAGCUGGAUGAGAUCUGCGUGAAGGAUGGCAAGGAUGCAGAGUGGAAGGAAACCGCCAGGUGGUUGAAGUUUGAGGAGGAUGUUGAGGACGGAGGAGAGAGGUGGAGUAAGCCCUACGUCGCUACUCUCUCCCUGCACAGCUUGUUCGAGCUGCGCAGUUGCAUCAUCAACGGCAGCGUGCUGCUCGACAUGCGCGCUGACUGCAUCGAGGAGAUCGCAGACAUGGUGCUGGACCACCAGGAGGCGUCACAUGAGCUGGAUGACACCGUCAGAGUGAGGGUCCGUGAAGCUCUGCUAAAGAGACACCACCAUCAGAACAUGAAGAAGAAGAACCUGAUCCCCAUGGUCCGCUCCAUCACCGAGGGAACGCGCAAACAGUCGGAGGCUUUCCUAUCAGCCACACUGCAUCCUGCAGGGUCAGUCACAUCUCAGCCUCCAGCGGCCUCUGAACCGGCCAAGAACGGGGCGGGACAGGACAGCUCUCAAGUGGACCUUAGCAAGGUAGAUUUACACUUCAUGAAAAAGAUUCCUGAAGGAGCAGAGGCUUCCAACGUGCUGGUUGGAGUUCUGGACUUUCUGGAGAGGCCAGUGGUGGCGUUCGUGCGCCUGUCUCCAGCGGUGGUUCUCACCGGACUCACUGAAGUCCCCAUCCCCACCAGAUUCCUGUUCAUUCUUCUGGGGCCUGACGGAAAGGCUCAGCAGUACCAUGAAAUUGGUCGUUCCAUGGCGACCAUCAUGACCGACGAGAUAUUCCACGAUGUAGCGUACAAAGCCAAGGACAGAAGUGACCUGCUCGCAGGCAUAGAUGAGUUCCUGGACCAGGUGACGGUCCUGCCACCUGGAGAGUGGGACCCCUCCAUCCGCAUCGAGCCCCCAAAGAGCGUCCCAUCUCAGGAGAAGCGGAAGAUUCCAGGAAUCCCUAACGGUGCCCCCUGCCAGGUGGAGGAGGAGCUACAUGCUGAACAACACGGGCCUGAGCUGCAGAGGACUGGAAGGCUGUUUGGCGGUUUGAUACAGGACAUCAAGAGGAAAGCUCCGUUCUAUCUGAGUGAUUUUAAAGACGGCCUGAGCCUCCAGUGCGUGGCGUCCUUCCUCUUCCUGUACUGCGCCUGCAUGUCUCCAGUCAUCACCUUCGGGGGGCUCCUCGGGGAGGCCACAGAGGGGCGUAUUAGCGCCAUAGAGUCCUUGUUUGGUGCGUCUAUGACCGGAAUGGUCUACUCUCUGUUUGCUGGUCAGCCUCUCACCAUUCUGGGCAGCACAGGUCCCGUUCUGGUUUUUGAAAAAAUCCUCUUCAAAUUUUGCAAGGACUACGAUCUGUCCUAUCUGUCCCUGCGGACCAGCAUCGGCUUGUGGACGGCCUUCCUGUGUUUGAUACUGGUGGCCACAGAUGCUAGCUCUCUGGUUUGCUACAUCACUCGGUUCACUGAGGAGGCCUUUGCUGCUCUCAUAUGUCUCAUCUUCAUCUUUGAGGCUUUGGAGAAGCUGUUCCACCUGGGAGAACUGUACCCGUAUAACGCUCACAGCGACUUGGACAGACUCACUCUGGCACACUGUAGAUGUUCAGAACCAGACAAUCCACGGAAUGAAACUCUGAGAAUGUGGAAUGAGAGGAACGUCUCCGCCUCAUCUGUGUCCUGGGACAAUCUGACUGUCAAGGAGUGCAUCAGUCUGCAUGGUCAGUUCGUCGGGACGGCGUGCGGCCACCACGGCCCGUACACUCCCGACGUCCUCUUCUGGUCGGCCAUCUUGUUCUUCUCAACGUUCUUCAUGUCUGCCUCGCUCAAACAAUUCAAGACCAGCCGGUAUUUUCCCACUAAGGUGCGCUCUGUGAUCAGCGACUUCGCAGUGUUCCUCACCAUCGUCAUCAUGGUGCUGCUCGACUUCGCCAUCGGAGUCCCCACACAGAAGUUAAAGGUUCCCAGCAAGUUUCAGCCAACCAGAGACGACCGCGGCUGGUUCAUCAGCCCAUUAGGACGUAACCCCUGGUGGACGGCUGUAGCUGCUGCUAUUCCUGCUCUUCUCUGCACCAUUCUCAUCUUCAUGGACCAGCAGAUCACCGCCGUCAUCAUCAACCGCAAAGAGCACAAACUGCUGAAAGGCUGUGGGUACCAUCUGGAUUUGUUGAUGGUGGGCGUGAUGCUGGCCGUGUGCUCCAUCAUGGGUCUGCCGUGGUUCGUGGCGGCCACCGUGUUGUCCAUCUCUCAUGUCAACAGCCUGAAGCUGGAGUCAGAGAGUGCAGCUCCGGGAGAGCAGCCUCGCUUCCUGGGCAUCAGGGAGCAGAGACUCACCGGCCUGCUGAUUUUCCUGUUGAUGGGCUGCUCUGUGUUCAUGACGAAGGCCCUGCGGUUCAUUCCGAUGCCCGUGUUGUACGGAGUUUUCCUUUACAUGGGAGCCUCUUCCUUAAAAGGAAUCCAGUUCUUCGACCGUCUGAAGCUGUUCGGGAUGCCAGCGAAGCACCAGCCCGACUUCAUUUACCUGCGCCACGUCCCUUUAAGGAAGGUGCACCUGUUCACGGUCACCCAGCUCACCUGUCUGGUUCUGCUGUGGGUUAUCAAGACGUCCCCCGCCGCCAUCGUCUUCCCCAUGAUGGUGCUGGCUCUGGUCUUCAUCAGAAAGCUGCUGGACUUGUGCUUCUCUAAACGGGAGCUCAGCUACCUGGAUGACUUGAUGCCCGAAUGGAAGAAAAAAACGCUUGAUGAUGCCUCCAAAAAGAUGCAAGAGGAAUCGCAAGUCAUGCUGACUUCGACCAAUCAGGAGGCAUCUGUUCAGAUUCCCCUGGAGACCACCAAGCCCUCCCCGAAUCCAAAAGCGCACGAUCCCAGGUGUGAUCCCUCUGACAUUAACAUAUCUGAUGAAAUGUCUAAAACCACCAUGUGGAAAUCUCUCAACUCCAAUCAGAAGGACAUUCGUCCUCUUGUAAAAAAGGAUUGAGGGGAUCACAUUCAUCGAUGAGUAAGGAGAAACAAGAGAUGCAUUACAUCGGGACUCCUCGAGUUCCUGCAGAACCAAGUCCUAACUCGACCUGCAACAUGGAUCUCUGCACAAACACAUGAUGAUCUCCUGCAUUAAAAUGAUGACUCGGCAAAACCUCAUGACGAUAA